Messenger RNA from Branchiostoma belcheri (Belcher's lancelet), 3297 nucleotides. Its product is annotated as cytochrome b-245 heavy chain-like. The coding region runs from base 372 to 2108 and encodes 578 amino acids. NCBI's taxonomy places the organism in Eukaryota, Metazoa, Chordata, Leptocardii, Amphioxiformes, Branchiostomatidae. Gene Ontology annotation, molecular function: superoxide-generating NAD(P)H oxidase activity. Gene Ontology annotation, cellular component: plasma membrane; NADPH oxidase complex. The transcript has 14 exons. Gene Ontology annotation, biological process: defense response; superoxide anion generation. The record is from RefSeq and is a predicted model, not a curated record.
CAAACACUUUGAUACCGGAAGUGACUUUCUGACUUCCACAGAACUUCUCGGAUCUGAACUUCUCCGAAAAAAUCUACCGUCAUAUCGGAAAUCCGGAUGCGUGUCAUGGUGUGGCACAGCGGGGUGACUCGACUAUUCUGCUUGGGGCGUGUUGCAUAGUCAAAAGUCAAUAUAUCCAGUUACAUUUCUGGGAACGCCUCUCCUGGCGCGGCGGGUUGGCUUGAGAUAAUUAGUCUGCAUUGUUGCCUGUUGCGCGCUAGCUGUGGGCGGACCGAGGUUCUGAGUAGUCGUGACACGGCAGGGGAACAACAGGGAGCGACUGGCGGCACGUAGCAGCACAGACAUCCUCACUCUACACCCAACAGCGCAGUAUGGGCGACUGGCUUGUUAAUGAAGGCCCCAAGUGGCUGAUUUUGGUUCUGUGGUUUGGGAUCAACAUUGGUCUGUUUGUUGGUUACUUCCUGUUUUACCACCAAGGAAAUCAGUUCUACUAUCUCAGGUUACUUCUGGGACAUGGAUUAGCCUGGGCACGAGCCCCUGCAGCGUGUCUGAACUUCAACUGUAUGCUGAUCCUGCUGCCUGUCUGCAGGAACCUCAUCUCCUACCUGCGAGGAUCCUGUGGGUGUUGUCGGCGCAGCAUCCGUCGGCAGUUGGACAAGAACAUAACAUUUCACAGAGCAGUGGCUUACAUGAUAUGUCUCCACACAGCUAUUCAUUUUGGUGCUCACUGCUACAACCUGGAGCUGCUGGUUGCUGCCCAGACUGACCCGUACAACCUGCCCUUCUUCUUCUACGGUAACGACACGGAAAAUCUCAUCGCCAAACUCACCAGUCUGCAGGAUGGAGUUAACUCCACCUACAUCAAUCCCAUCAGGCUGUCUAACUCGGAUCCCAUUAUAGAAGGUCUGAAGACGAUCGCAGGUGUGACAGGUGUGGUCAUCACACUGGCACUUAUUGUCAUGGUGUCAUCAUCUACUGAAGUCAUCAGGAGGUCUUACUUUGAGGUUUUCUGGUACACACAUCACCUCUUCAUCAUCUUCUUCAUCGGGCUGGUCCUGCAUGGCAUCGGUGGUAUUGUACGUGGACAGACCAACCUUGAUGUACAUAACCCUGAAGAGUGCUUCAAAAGGUACCUGGAAUGGAGUCCAGCUGAUGCCACCUGUAAGAUUCCACAGUUUCAAGGAGGAGGAGCACAGACAUGGAAAUGGGUGCUUGCUCCCAUGAUCCUCUAUGUUGCAGAACGUUGCAUAAGGUUCUACCGCAGUCAGCAGAAAGUUGUCAUCACAAAGGUGGUGAAGCACCCGUCCAAAGUUCUGGAGCUGCAGAUGAAGAAGCGAGGUUUCCAGAUGCAGGCAGGACAAUACAUCUUCCUCCACUGUCCUAGCAUCUCACGACUGGAGUGGCAUCCCUUCACACUCACUUCUGCUCCUCAGGAGGACCACUUCAGUGUGCACAUCCGUAUAGUGGGAGACUGGACCGGCGCUCUGUCCAAGGCCUGUGGUGCAGAGGAGCCAGAGUUCCAGGACGCCUGGAAGAUGCCGCAGAUCGCCGUGGACGGACCCUUUGGAACAGCCAGUGAAGACAUCUUCCGCUAUCAGGUGGGCGUGCUGGUGGGAGCAGGCAUCGGGGUGACUCCCUUCGCCUCUGUGCUGAAGUACAUCUGGUAUCAGUACUGUAACCCUGACAUCACCCUGAAGCUGAAGAAGGUGUACUUUUACUGGAUCUGCCCGGACACCCUGUCCUUUGAGUGGUUUGCAGACCUUUUGCAGUCCCUGGAGAACCAGAUGUUGGAGCGAGGCAUGGGGGAUUUCCUCAACUACAACAUCUACCUCACCAGGGGCUGGGACGCCAACCAGGCCAAGAACAUCAUUCUACAUGAAGAGGAAAACAGUGAUGUCAUCACUGGCCUGCAGCAGAAGACUCACUAUGGCCGUCCUCACUGGGAUCAGAUCUUCAGUAACAUCGCACAGUCCCACACUGGGGUGAGUGUGGGCGUGUUUUUCUGCGGUCCCAAAGGUCUGUCCUCCACUCUACACCACAUGUGUAACCAGCACUCCAGCUCAGACCCCAGAGGUGUGCACUUCCACUACAACAAGGAGAACUUCUAGGACUCCAAACAGACAUCAAAUACAACAUGCUUGCUUAUUGCUUCUUGUCGAAGUUCUUGCCCAUGCACCAAUCUCCGUUACUGUAGCCCUUGGGGCCACACCAAAGCCACACAAUUGUGCAAUCACUACAGCAGGGGGCUAGUCCACUGUUAGUAGUUAUAGUGGUGUUUGAUGAGUGCUUAGCAGUAAAAGCAGUAUGACAUUGCACUCUUUUUAAAGUCUUUGGUAUGAGUCAGCCUAGCAUUGAACUCAUGGCCUACUGAAUGCAAGACAAUUUAUAUGUAUUCAGGAUUAAUCAUGCAUCUGACUAAAUAGAACAUUUAUAAAACAGGAAUCACUACUUGUGAAUAUUGCAGCAUUUUAACAUGUUCUAAUGACUUACAGAUUUUUAGUAAAGAUGUGAAUAAUCUUACAUCUGUUAUGCAUAUGAUGAUUGCAUUUUCUGCAGAGUUAAAUCAUUUAUGCCUUAGCUCAUUACUAAGGGAGGACAUAUCCUUCCUUGGAUUCCUUGGAAGGGUACUGUUUUCGGUAAUGUUAGUCUGUUCACAUCUGUAGCUCAUGGUGGCUUUAAUGGUGGCUCAAUGUGAUUUCUUCGAUUUUUGGUAUAUGAGUAGUUAUUGGGAUCCAGAUGGUGCAGAUUGUUUUUGUUUAAUUUUAUCUGUAUUUUCCGGUCUUGAAAUGAAAUAAUUGAACACUUUGUCACAUAGUGUUACUGUAAACAUUGCUGUUAAUGCAAUUUCUGAAAUUAUCAGCACUUGUUGUGAUCAGAUCAUCAUACAUUAGAUUACUUCUCAGAGGUUUGGAAUGAUCUCAGAUUCUCGUUGCUUGAAAACAGAUAACUCUCAUGACUGGGAGUGUAGAGGAGAGGUGACGGCAGGGCAAAUCUCCUGGGUACCACAGGGUAGAAUACUCAGCCCACACAUGAUCACAGACUAGUCAUUACAACUUACAGUUGCACUGCAACAUUUCUAGUUGGAUUUGAAAAACCAUUCAGACUUUGUAUUUUAUAUUUGUAUUUGAUAGCUGAUAUAUGUACAUAUGAUGUACAUGUAUGAUAAGCAUGAUAAGAGCUUUACAUGGUAUUUGCUGUUGAAUAGAUACAAGUAUUUUAUAUGAUGCAGAAGAGAGCAGUGUGUGUUGUCAGCCAGACUUUUCUAUCAAUCAUGUAGUAAAGGCUUGUAUUAAGAAA